AGAAAAGUAUGAGAGAGCCAUCUGGUUAAGUCUACGCUUUGAAGACCACCACAUCCACCAGAAGAUGGAUCUGCACCAAAGCACUGCCGUCACUUUCCUUGAGAAAUGGUGUUUGGAUAAGUCACUCUCUGGCUACAGGAGACAUUAUAGUGUCAGGAAAAAACUGAAGUUAAUUCGAAUCGUGGGCCUUUUCAUGGGCCUCGUAGCCAUUAGCACUGUCUCAUUUUCAAUCAGUGCCUUUUCUGAGACAGAGAUAAAGAGUACGGAAGAGGCCACGGGUGCAAGUGGCCCUCAGGUAGCACACGGUUACCGCCAAAGAACUCUCUUAGAUUUAAAUGACAAGAUUCUGGAUUAUACUCCACAGCCACCUCUUUCUCAGGAAGGCCAGUCUGAGAACACGACAGAUCAUGCCCAAGGAGACUACCCAAGAGACAUCUUUUCCCUCGAGGAGCGAAGAAAAGGUGCCAUCAUUCUCCAUGUCAUUGGAAUGAUCUACAUGUUCAUAGCUUUAGCCAUCGUCUGUGAUGAGUUCUUUGUUCCUUCAUUGACUGUCAUCACUGAGAAAUUGGGCAUCUCCGAUGAUGUGGCUGGAGCCACCUUCAUGGCUGCUGGGGGCUCGGCUCCAGAACUUUUUACAUCUCUUAUAGGGGUAUUCAUUGCUCACAGCAACGUUGGCAUAGGCACAAUUGUGGGCUCAGCCGUGUUCAAUAUCCUUUUCGUUAUCGGCAUGUGUGCUCUGUUUUCCAGAGAAAUCUUAAACCUGACAUGGUGGCCGCUCUUUCGGGAUGUGUCCUUCUACAUUGUUGACUUGAUCAUGCUGAUUAUAUUUUUCCUGGAUAAUGUGAUCAUGUGGUGGGAAAGCUUGCUUCUCUUAACAGCUUAUUUUGGCUAUGUGGUUUUCAUGAAGUUCAACGUCCAAGUAGAAAGAUGGGUGAAGCAAAUGAUAAAUCGCAAUAAAGUCGUCAAGGUGACAGCGCCAGAGGCCCAAGCAAAGUCAUCUACAGCCAGGGACAAAGAUGAGCAGGCCCUACCGGCCAAGCCACGUCUCCAGCGAGGUGGAAGUUCUGCCUCCCUCCACAACAGCCUCAUGAGGAAUAGCAUCUUUCAGCUCAUGAUUCACACCCUUGACCCACUCGCUGAAGAACUUGGAUCAUAUGGAAAACUAAAAUAUUAUGACACAAUGACUGAAGAAGGGAGGUUCAGAGAAAAGGCUUCCAUUCUCCACAAGAUCGCCAAGAAGAAAUGCCAGGUGGAUGAGAACGAGAGGCAGAAUGCAGCUGCCAAUCACGUGGAAAAAAUCGAGCUCCCAAACAGCACCAGCACAGAGGUUGAAAUGACACCACCCAGUGAUGCUUCAGAACCUGUGCAAAAUGGAAAUCUCUCCCACACCAUUGAAGCUGCAGAAGCCCAGACCACAGAGACGGGUGAAGAGGAGGAGGACCAGCCUCUCAGCCUGGCCUGGCCUACCAACCCCCGCAAGCAAGUCACGUUCCUAAUUGUUUUGCCCAUAGUGUUUCCUCUCUGGAUCACCUUGCCUGAUGUCCGCAAACCUUCAUCAAGGAAAUUUUUUCCCAUCACAUUCUUCGGCUCCAUCACCUGGAUCGCUGUAUUCUCUUACUUGAUGGUCUGGUGGGCACACCAGGUUGGUGAGACAAUUGGCAUUAGUGAAGAGAUUAUGGGUCUGACCAUCUUGGCUGCCGGAACCUCCAUCCCUGAUCUUAUCACCAGUGUCAUAGUGGCCCGGAAGGGGCUUGGGGACAUGGCUGUGUCCAGCUCUGUUGGAAGCAACAUUUUUGACAUCACCGUAGGGCUUCCACUGCCCUGGCUCCUAUAUACCAUCAUUCACAGGUUCCAACCAGUGGCUGUCAGCAGCAAUGGCCUCUUCUGUGCCAUUGUCCUCCUCUUCAUCAUGCUGCUCUUCGUUAUCCUCUCUAUUGCCCUCUGCAAAUGGCGGAUGAACAAAAUUCUGGGCUUCAUCAUGUUCGGCCUCUACUUUGUGUUCCUGGUGGUCAGUGUCCUCCUAGAAGACAGAAUUCUCGUGUGCCCUGUCUCCAUCUAGUAGGAAAAGCCAUAUCCUGACCAACAGCAGGGAUGGCCCCUCCCUGCCCUGGGUUCUAGGCUCCUUGACCUCUCCCUUGAAGAGGCAGCUGGCAUACAGCCGCGGGCAUUUCAAAGUGUGCCUCCCCGGCGGAUGUGAAGCUGGAUGGAUUUACACUGGGCCCCCUCAUUUCACAAGCUGCUGCCAGCCUUGCCUGCUGAAACAGCGCCGUGCAAGAGACCAUGCAAGAACUGUCCUUUUGGGGCUUCCCUCCAUUCGCCACAGACAGGUACUCCUCGCUGGUCGGAGGUACAUUCAUUGUAAUGAUGCAAACAAUAACAGAGGCUCUCUCUAUAUAUAUACAUACAAAAUAUACAAAUUAUAAAUAGAUGCACAGGAACAUACCCCACCCUCGCCUGCUCCUGUAUUAUACCUCUCC
Molecule: messenger RNA, 2477 nt
Organism: Hyaena hyaena (striped hyena)
Lineage: Eukaryota; Metazoa; Chordata; Mammalia; Carnivora; Hyaenidae
Gene: SLC24A2
Product: solute carrier family 24 member 2
Exons: 10
Coding region: 65-2059 (664 amino acids)
Biological process (GO): long-term synaptic depression; intracellular calcium ion homeostasis; calcium ion transmembrane transport
Cellular component (GO): membrane
Molecular function (GO): calcium channel activity; calcium, potassium:sodium antiporter activity
Source: RefSeq, a predicted model, not a curated record